AUGGCAACGACUCACGACCACAACCAUGACCACUCCCAAACUCACCUGGGAGUGGACAUUGACAUCCACACGCCUCUUACUCCGGGCGAAUCGGAUUUGCUAACGAGCGAGAUGUCGGGCCUGAGCAUCAACGAAAGAAGCCGGCCUCGCCUUAUCCCGUCUUACCCAUCCGCGACAUCUCCUCGUACAAGUAGUCCUACUGGGUCUGUUCAAAGCGCGUAUACUACCAAGCGCCGCGUCAGCCGUCGCUCUUACAGCAAUGAGUUCCAUUCAAGCUCCCACAGUUCCAGCUUCAGUUCGGAGGUGUCGAAGGAGCUCACCCGCCAGGCAGAGACCGAGUUUAUGGCUCUAACGGAACUCAUGGCUAGCAUGUCGAGGCGAAGCAUGUCGUUGCGCGAAGUCUGGAGCAAGAUCAUCACCGAGCGCGAGUCCGUCUACUCCGAGAUGCACCGCAUGACCGAGCGCUACGAGGAGUUGACCGAGGUCAUGGAGCGCAAGGAUAGGGAGCACAGUCACCACAACCAUGAGCGGGAGGGUCACAAGCAGGAGCUUGUCAAGGUGCGCCUGGAGCUCACUGCCGCCAUCAACAAUGCUUCCAAGUUCAAGUUGGAGCUGGCAUCGCGAGACAACGAGUGCAAGACCCUCCGCCACGAAAUCGCCGAGGCCAAGGACACCUACACCUACAUCAAGAAGGAGCACGAGGAGCUCAAGAAGACUUCAGAGCAGACGAGACUCACCUUGGUUGCUACCCAAGCUGCCCGCGUCGAUCUCGAGGAUCAAUGUAGCAAGCUGCGCGGCGAGCGUGCGGAAAUGGACUUGAAGCUUACCGAGCUGACCUCCAAGCACGAGGAAAUCACCACCAAAUUCGAGUCGAACCACAAGGAGCUUGUGGACAUCAGGAAGAGCCACUUGAUACUCAAGGAGGAGAAGCACGAGUGGCUUCACCGGCGGGGCGAGCUUGAGGACCACAUCCGCAAGUGCGACCACAAGUACGAUGAGCUGAAGCGGAAGUACAAGGAGACAGAAGAAUUGUAUGAGAAGAAGAAGUCCGAGCUCAAGGAGCAGCAGGAGACGGUCAUCAGAGUCAAGAACGAAAGGGAGGAGGCUAUCACCAAGAUUAGAAACGAGAAGGAGGAGCUUCAGCAGCACAUCAUCAGACUCAAGCGCGAACUUGAGGAAGAACACUGCCGGUGGGAAGAGGCUGAAGACAGCUGCGGCAGGUGGAAGCUCAAGUGGGAGCACUGCGACCGUGAAAUCAUUUCGCUCCGCGAAGAGAUCUCUCGCAUCGAGAUCACACGUACCGAGCUACGGGAAACCAUCACGAAGAAGACGGAAGAGCUUCGUGUCCUCAUUAUCGAGAAGAAGCGCCUCAAGGACGAGGGCGAGCGUGCAGUCGGUCGCGCCAACGAGAACCACCGCCAGCUUCUGCUCGUGCAGGAGACCCUCAGCCAUACCGAGACCAUUCUCAAGAAGUCGCAAGAGGAGACUCAUACCAAGACGGAGCGCAUCGAGCGUCUCGACUGCGACCUGGGCGAUGCCAGGAAGCAGGUCGAGAAGCUCCAGAUCGAGAUCGAGAGCCACCAGUCCGUCUCGGCCGUGCUCAAGAUCGAGGUCGAGACGCUCAAUAACAGGUGCGGUGCCCUCAAGGCCAAGUGCCACGAGUGGGAGGUCAGGUACGAGGAGGCCUCUGAAAGCAUCACCGAGAUCGAGGAGGGAAGCUCGAGCUUCGAGUACGAGAUCUCGGCUAUGCGCACCAUGCUUCGCGAGGCGAGGGAGCAGAAGGAGACGGCCAUUACGGCGCGCAGCACGGCGGACCGUGAGCGCGACGAGGCUAUGAUGAGGUUUGAGGAGAAGUGCAGGGCGAUGGAGAGGUUGGAGGAGAGGAUGAGUGCGCAGAUGCACGAGAUGAGCUCGCGAUCUGGGACCAAGACUGUCACGACGAGUACCAGUCGCAAGUCGGGUCACCGGGUGAAUAGUAGUGGCAGCUUCUGCGUUGAGACCUGA
Molecule: messenger RNA, 2004 nt
Organism: Colletotrichum phormii
Lineage: Eukaryota; Fungi; Ascomycota; Sordariomycetes; Glomerellales; Glomerellaceae
Exons: 2
Coding region: 1-2004 (667 amino acids)
Source: RefSeq, a predicted model, not a curated record